Messenger RNA from Capsaspora owczarzaki ATCC 30864, 2532 nucleotides. Its product is annotated as NMDA receptor-regulated protein 1. The transcript is spliced from 11 exons. Gene Ontology annotation, molecular function: protein-N-terminal amino-acid acetyltransferase activity; protein binding. Gene Ontology annotation, biological process: N-terminal peptidyl-methionine acetylation. Bases 1 to 2532 code for a protein of 843 amino acids. Lineage: Eukaryota; Filasterea; Ministeriida; Capsasporidae. The record is from RefSeq and is a predicted model, not a curated record. Gene Ontology annotation, cellular component: NatA complex; cytoplasm.
AUGAACUUCACCAAGACUGAAUCUCUGCCUGCGGCAGAUCAGAAGCGUUUCAACAUGAUUGUGAACGCAUAUGAGCGCAAACUCUACAAGAAAGGCCUCAAGUGGGUCGACCAGCUCAUCAAGAAGUAUCACGACUAUGCUGACGCCAUCUCGAUGCGCGGUUUGAUCAUCCACUGCAUGGGCAAAAAGGAGGAGGGUUACACGGCCGCAAAGGGUGCCUUGAAGAUUGGUCUCAGCUCGCACAUUUGCUGGCACGUUCUCGGCCUGAUGCAUCGCUCGGACAAGAACUACGUCGAAGCGAUGAAGUGCUACAAGAUGGCGCUGCGUCUUUCGCCCGAGAACCAGCAGAUUCUGCGUGAUUUGUGCUUGCUACAGACGCAUAUUCGUGAUCUUGAUGGCUUGAAGGCCACCCGUCACAUCAUCCUUGCUAGCAAACCGUCGCAGCGCGUCUCGUGGGUCGGCCUCGCCAUUGCCUACCACCUUCUUGGCAAGCACGAUGUCGCUGUGCAAACUCUGCAGGCAUACGAAGACAACGACAAGCCCGCUUCGACCGACGUCACCACAUACGAUCGCGACGGCUGGCCAAAGGCGCUCGACUUUGAGAAGAGUGAAAUGCUCAUGUACAAGGUCCAGUUGCUCGAGGAGGGUGGUCGCAUUCCCGAAGCCAUUGCUUGCCUCGACAAGAACAAGGCACUAAUCUCCGACCUGCGAGCAUGGAAGGAGCAGCGCGGUGCGCUUCUGCUCAAGCAAGGCAACCGAGCGGAGGCUGAGGACAUCUUCCGCGGGCUGUUUGACGAAAACCCCAACAACCGCAACUAUUUGACAACCCUCGAGUCCUGCGUUGACCCUGCGGGCGUCCAGACCGGAGCACCGCUGGACGAGUCGACCGAGCUUCGACGCCUGGCCUUCUACGAUGAGCUUGCCGCCAAGUAUCCCCGCUCGAACAUUCUGCAGCGAUUGCAGCUCAACUUUGCCACUGGCGACCGUUUCCAGAGCCGCGUUGACGCGUACUUGCAACGUCGCAUCCGCAAGGGUGUCCCGACCCUGUUCACUGACAUUCGCUCCUUGUACGCCGACCCUGCCAAGGUCGCCGUGUUUGACAAGCUGAUUCCUGCCUAUGUCGCAUCGUUGACAGCUUCGCAGACCUUCCCCGGCUCUAGCGCCAAGGAGACCUCCGACGUUGUUUUGUGGGCCAAGUUCCUCGCUGCCAUGCACGACGACAAGCUCGGCCGCACCGAAAGCGCGCUCAAGCACCUUGAGGAUGGCAUUGCACACACCCCGACUCUCAUUGAGCUGUACACGGCAAAGGGCCGCGUGCUCAAGCAUGCUGGCGACUACCCAGCAGCUGCCCUCGCUCUCGAGACGGCGCGCGACCUCGACACCGCCGACCGCUACCUCAACGGCAAGUGCGCCAAGUACCAACUUCGCGCUGGGCGCAUCACUGACGCGAGCGCCACGGUCAAGUUCUUCCUCAAGGAAAACGAAGAGCCUGUCGAAAAGCUCGCUGAAAUGCAGUGCAUGUGGUUUGAGACGGAGCGUGGCAAGGCAUUCGCCCAGCAAGGCGAUAUCGGUCGUGCCCUCAAGCAGUUCUACCUGGUGGACAAGCAGUACAAUGACAUUCAUGAAGAUCAGUUUGACUUCCACUCUUACUGCUUGCGCAAGAUGACGUUGCGGUCGUACAUCAAGUUGAUUCGUUAUGAGGAUACUGUUCGUGGCCACAAGUUCUUCUUCCGCGCUGCAACCGAGGCCAUUCGCUUGUAUCUUGCCUUGCAUGACAAGCCGCUGAAUGCUGCCGCCGAAGCUGUUCUUGGCGACUCUGCCGAAGACAAGGAACGCAAGAAGGCUCUGAGCAAACAGCGCCGUGCUCAGCAAAAAGCACAAGCAGCUGCGCCCACAGAAAAGCCCGCCUCCAAAGAUGCGUCGGGCAAGGACAAGAAGGAGGACAAGGAUGCCGAUGGUGCCUCGUACCUGCAGUCCACAACCCUGCUGGAAGAUGUCAUGACUUUCGUACGACCACUUCAGCAACACGCUACCCAGCACAUUGAGACUCAUUUGUUGGCCUUUGAGGUCUAUUUCCGCAAGAACAAGCCACUGUUGAUGCUUCAAUCGCUCAAGCGUGCCCAGCGCAUCGAUGCCAACAAUGCCGAUUUGCACAAGGCUAUUGUGCAGUUUGCGCUUCGAGUUGCUGCCAACGGCGCAACCUACCAACCAACCGUCAGCACUGUCAUCAACCAGGCCCUGCCCGAGCUUUUGAACAAGCAGACUCCCAAGCAGUUUGUUGAGGCCUACAAGCCCGCCACAUUGCUUCAGGUUCUUCGAAACGCUGAGGCUCGUUUGUUGGUUGACCCCGCAUCCAAGUCACAGGCAAUCAAGUUGGUCGUCGAUGCAGCCAGCAAGGCGAGCGACGCAACCAUCGAGACCUUCUCGACUGUUCAGAAUGCACUUGCAACGACCUUUGGCGACAAGGCAUCAGCUACCGUCGUGGCUGACCUGGCGCGAAAGCAAUACCCCCGCGCAACACUGUGGAAGUAA